Messenger RNA from Rhincodon typus (whale shark), 4008 nucleotides. RefSeq names its product replication factor C (activator 1) 1 (gene rfc1). Gene Ontology annotation, biological process: DNA replication; DNA repair. Gene Ontology annotation, molecular function: ATP binding; ATP hydrolysis activity; DNA binding. NCBI's taxonomy places the organism in Eukaryota, Metazoa, Chordata, Chondrichthyes, Orectolobiformes, Rhincodontidae. Bases 299 to 3688 code for a protein of 1129 amino acids. The record is from RefSeq and is a predicted model, not a curated record. The transcript is spliced from 25 exons. Gene Ontology annotation, cellular component: DNA replication factor C complex; nucleus.
GAGGAUAACAAAUGGACUCUGUCUCACUCAGAAUGGUGAAAUUCAACUGCAAUCAAAACGAAUUAGAACUACAGACUUACGUCGUGAGUCUGCGGCCUCCAUUUGUUCAACGGCGGGAGUCAGGAGAGAGUGCGGGGGGAUUGCUGCGAAGGACAUCAGAAGAUUCUUUGGUGGCCUUUCUACUGGGAAGAAACCUGGGAAUGAGGCUUUGGAAAAGAAUCGGGCGAAAAAUGUUGGCAAGAGCAUUUCAGAUGCGAAGAAGAAAACUGAUGCCAAGUUAAAGGAUUCACACGAUUCAAUGUCAGGAAAACCAAAGCCAGCACACCGGAAAAAACACAUCAUUUAUGAUUCAGAUUCUGAAUCUGAAGAGACUCCUCCAGAUAAGAAAUCCAAGAAAAACUCUUGCACCACCAAACCUAUGAAAGCUUCUAAACUAGCGACUGUUACAGUGAUUUCUGAAACUGAUGAAGAGGAGGAUUUUCAACAAAGUAGGAAGAUUGUCCAGAAAUAUCAAGAAAAUGGUAGCCACCCUGGAACAUCUGGCUCUGGAAGGUCUGCAGACAGUAAACCACAGGUCAAACCACCACAGCCUAAACCAGCAAGUCCAGUGAAAUUCACCUGCACAUCAGUGCGCGAUUACUUUGGCACAAGCACAGUGCAGAGAUCAAAUAAAAAACUGGUGGCUAGCAAAAGAAAAGCACCUUCAGGCAAUGCUGAUUCCACAAUAGAUGACGAGGAGCUAGCUCGCCAGCUGCAGCUUGAUGAGGAUGCAGAGCUUGAGAGGCAGCUGCACGAGGAUGAACAAUUUGCUAAAACACUGGCCGUGUUGGAUGAAUUGCCAAAAAGUAAAAAGGCACGUACUGAUUCUGAAGGCCAGGAACUGUCUUUAUCCUUGGUUGUAAAGGCUGAACCCCGUAAAACAGAUGAACAAGCAGGAGAACAUUCUGGUAAAUCCAAGAUGUUGAGUGAAACUGACAGUAAUGUGAAAAAUUGUACUGAAAAAAUUGUAAGUAGCAAAUCGCAGAGCUUGAGGACUUCUGCCCAACAGUCAUCUGAAUCUUCCGGUGCUAAAGUGGAAAAAUCAUCUAGUAAAUUAUCUCCAGUCAAAAGCAGUACAAAACUUGCUAUCAUGAAACAUAAAGAAGAAUUGACUCAUGUGAUAGGGAGCAGUCCAACAAGAUCAGCCCGAGAGAAGAAAAUGUCGCCAAGGAAAGAAGAGACAACUGGGCUUUCAAAGAAAGGACAAACCAAGAUUACUCCAAAGAAAGAAAAAAAAACUGUCUCUUCAAAUAAAGAAAAAAUUUCUCCAAACAAAGAAAAGAAAAUAUCCCCAAAUAAACCUGAGUCUGAGAACCCAGAGAAUGCUGAAAAGAAGCGUCAGAAUUACCUGGCCUACCGUAGCUUCCUGAACCGUGAUGGCCCUCGAGCCCUGGGGUCUAAAGAAAUCCCUCAGGGAGCGGAGAACUGCUUGGAAGGGCUUUCGUUCGUUAUUACAGGAGUCUUGGAGUCCAUGGAACGUGAUGAUGCUAAAUCUUUAAUCGAACGCUACGGAGGGAAGCUGACAGGAAAUGUUAGCAAGAAAACCAAUUACUUGGUAACUGGUCGAGAAGGUGGACGAGCAAAACUGGACAAAGCUGAGAGUCUUGGAACAAAGCAAAUUGAUGAAGAUGGAUUGCUGGAUCUAAUUCGUAGAUUGCCAGGAAAGAGAUCCAAAUAUGAGAUUGCAGCUGAAAAUGAGGUUAAGAAAUCAAAUAACGCAAGAGAGAGUGGCAGGGUCAUGCAGAAAGACGAACACCACAGCAAGCAGAUCACACCGACAUCGAAGAAGCAUUGUGAAGAUAAAAAGAGCAGUCCGUCAACACCUGAAAAUGGCGAGUCUUCAAGAUGUGCAAAGAGGAGCAUUUUAUUCAAAGCAGAUCCUUUCGGCAAUGAACCUGCCGUGAAAUGUGAACCUCAAUUGCAGACUUUAGUGAAGGAAGAGCAGAGUUUGCUGUGGGUGGAUAAGUACAAACCUGCAGCGCUAAAGAACAUAAUAGGACAACAAGGGGAGCAGAGCUGUGCAAAUAAACUAGUUCGUUGGUUGAAGAGAUGGCAUAUGAACAACUCUGGAGACAGCAAACCCACAGCGAAAUCCAACAAAUUUGGUGGAAAGGAUGAUGGUUCAACUUUCAAAGCUGCGCUGCUGUCUGGUCCUCCUGGUGUAGGUAAAACAACUACAGCUACUCUAGUCUGUAAGGAUCUGGGCUACAGCUAUGUUGAACUUAAUGCCAGUGUCACUCGCAGCAAAAACACACUGAAGGAAGUGAUAGCAGAGUCACUCAACAAUACAAGUAUCAAAGGAUUCUCCUUAGGAGCACCAUCAGUAAGCACCAAACACUUGCUAAUCAUGGAUGAGGUGGAUGGGAUGGCUGGCAAUGAGGACAGGGGAGGGAUACAGGAAAUGAUUUCUCUCAUUAAACAGACCAAAGUCCCUAUUCUCUGUAUAUGUAAUGACCGAAAUCAUCCCAAGAUCCGUUCACUGGCCAAUUACUGCUUUGACCUCCGCUUUCAGCGGCCUCGAGUAGAACAAAUCAAGGGCGCAAUGAUGACUGUUGCUUUUAAAGAAGGCUUGAAGAUUCCCCCUCCAGCUCUGAAUGAAAUUAUACUUGCAGCAAAUCAGGACAUCAGACAGGUUCUGCAUAAUCUCAGUAUGUGGUGCGUAGAGAGCAAGACUUUGACUUAUGAUCAAGCAAAAGAAAAUGGCAGCAAGACAAGGAAAGAUACUAAACUGGGUCCAUUUGAUGUCGUGAGAAAAGUAUUUGCUGCUGGAGAGGAGACUGCCCAUAUGAGUCUGAUCGACAAGUCCGACCUUUUCUUCCAUGAUUACUCAAUAGCGCCACUGUUUGUGCAAGAAAACUAUUUGCAUGUGAAGCCCGCAGCUGCUGGAACAAACAUGAAGAAGCACCUCAUGCUUUUGAGUAAGACAGCAGAAAGUAUCUGUGAUGGAGAUCUUGUUGAUAAAAGAAUUCGUUCUCUGCAGAUGUGGAAUCUGCUCCCUACUCAGGCCAUUUAUGCCAGUGUGAUCCCUGGUGAAUUGAUGAGGGGAUACAUGUCACAGUUUCCAAGUUUCCCAAGCUGGUUGGGAAAGUUUUCAUCCACUAAUAAACACGAUCGCAUUGUGCAAGAACUUACCAGGCACAUGUGCCUAAGGACACAUGCCAGUAAGCAAGCUGUAAACUUGGAUUAUCUUCCUUACCUGCGGGAUGCUCUGGUGCAGCCUCUGUCACUUCAGGGAACAAAUGGUGUUCACGAGGCAGUUGCAACAAUGAAUGCGUAUUAUCUGAUGAAAGAGGAUGUGGAUAGUAUCAUGGAGGUUAGCAGCUGGGCUGGUCGACCUGAUCCUUUCUCAAAACUAGAUCCUAAGGUGAAAGCUGCAUUUACACGGACCUAUAACAGAGAGACACACUUGACUCCCUAUGCACUACAAGCUGUAAAGAAAUUGAAACGUGGAAGUGCAGCUGGAUCAUUACUGGACUCUGAUCUUAAUGACGACUUUCAGACAGAGGAUGUACAGUCAGAAGAGACUGAGGAUAAUUUGGAAUUAGACGGAAUGAUUAAGCCAAAGAAACCAAAAACAAAAAACAAAAUGGAAGAACAAAUAUCACAGAAAGGAAGAAAAGACAAGGGGAAACGAAAGGCAACCAAAUGAUAUUGUCCAGAGAUCAGCUGAUUUUUUUUCAAAAUCUGAUUGUAGCUCUGCUGAUAGGAAACAGAAUUGCAGAGACCAAUUUGAAUGUUUGCUGCUCAAUAUGACAAUUCAAGGCAGAGUAUAGUUCCUUUCAGCUUCUAUAAAUUUAUAUUUACUGUCUUUACUGACUGAAGUAGAGAUGUGUGAGAAUUAUUCACUGUAUAUAUGCAAUGCGAAAAAACUACCCUUUAGGUAUUUUUUUGAAACUGUACAUUAACAAAAUUUGGCACAAAUUUCUUUUUUGAAUAAAGUAAUUUUUGCAGUCUCAUCUGCACCAGGAA